Messenger RNA from Penicillium manginii, 261 nucleotides. Its product is annotated as SDR family NAD(P)-dependent oxidoreductase. Gene Ontology annotation, molecular function: oxidoreductase activity, acting on the CH-OH group of donors, NAD or NADP as acceptor. The coding region runs from base 1 to 261 and encodes 86 amino acids. NCBI's taxonomy places the organism in Eukaryota, Fungi, Ascomycota, Eurotiomycetes, Eurotiales, Aspergillaceae. The transcript has a single exon. The record is from RefSeq and is a predicted model, not a curated record.
AUGUUGAAAAGCUCCCUUGCUGCUGAAUGGGCCCGAUAUGGCAUUCGCGUCAAUAGCGUGAGCCCUGGGUAUGUGGAUACAAUCCUUAAUGAGGGUGACGGAAUUGCUCCGCAUCGAGAAAUUUGGCGCCAGCGCAAUCCUAUGGGUCGAAUGGGUAGCCCAUCGGAGGUCGCCGGAGCAGUCGUCUUUCUUAGCAGUGCGAGCUCUUCAUAUAUCAAUGGGGCAGACAUUGUCGUUGAUGAAGGGGCCAUUGCACUCUAA